UCGAGUUCGCGCUUUGCUUAUAAGCGUCGCAUUCUCGCGGAAGAACAGUCUUUCCUGGGUGAGAGAUUCGAUGCAAUUGACUUGGAUCGAUCGACCCACCGCGAUUUCUUCCUAGUUGCUUCAGCAGGGAAGAGGAUAGAGCUUUGUUUCCAUUCUAGCUUCGUGUAAUCUCCCGAUUCGAGCAGUGCCAGGUAUAAGAAAUCCACUGGGCACGAAGCAUUCGAUCGUUCUCAUCUGGGUCUCGAUCAAUUUCUCGCAAUCUGAUCGUCAAGUUCCAAAUGGCGCCUUUGCAAGAACUCAUCCCGGGCCUCCCUUUCGACGUCGCGCUCCACUGCCUGGUUCGUGUUCCUCACACCAGCCAUCCCCAAAUGCAGCGCGUGUGCCGCGAGUGGGAGAGCCUCAUCGCCAGCCCGGAUUUCUACGCGCUGCGCAAGAAAUGUGCCACUACCCGUUCCGCGAUCGUCGUCGCGCAAGCCCAUAAAUCUCCCAAAUCUCCGGAAGAACAGCAGCCACCAAAGGGCGCCCUGCCGCCAUUUGGGCUCAGUCUCUACUACCCAAGCUCGCGAUCCUGGGAGAGAAUUCCGCCCAUCCCGGAGCUCGGCGAUCAUGGCGGGAUCCCCCUUUUCUCCGGCAUCGCGGCGGUGGAAUCGAAGCUCUUCAUCGUCGGGGGCUGGAAUCCCAGCUCCUUCCAGGCGAUGAGGAGCGUCUUCGUGUUUGAUUUCUCGCGCGGCGCCUGGAGCAGGGGAUCCGACAUGCCCGGCGCCGCCAGAUCCUUCUUCGCGUGCUGCGCGGUGGGCGACGACUCCAUCUUCGUCGCGGGCGGGCACGACGAGAGCAAGAACGCGCUGCGCAGCUGCGAUCGCUACCUCGUCCGCGAGGAUCGCUGGGAGGCCAUGCCGGACAUGACCCAGGAGCGCGACGAGAGCAGGGGGAUCGCGAUCGAUCGGUCAUCGCAGCGAUUGGGUCCCAAAUUCGGCGUCGUCAGCGGCUAUGGCAGCGAUUCCCAGGGCGAAUUCAGCCGCAGCGCCGAGUUCUUGGAUCCCGCCACGGGGAAGUGGUCGCGCGCCGAGGACCUCAUCGACGACUCCUUGGUUUCGCACAGGGACGGCACGAAUCUCUUCGUGGGCGCCGGCGAUUCGAUCGUCUACUGCUGCUCGCGCUCCAGCGGCGAGAUCUGGAGGCUGGAUUGCUGCGAUCAUCCGCGCAACGCGACGAAUCGCUGCUCCAGGAGGGUGGGGCAAUUGCCGGCUAAUUGCGGCAAGGCGGUGGCGGCGUGCGCGGGCAUUAGUGGCGGCGGUGUCGUGGUUCUCGGGCAGGACGAGAGGGGUGUGCUCGCCGGAUUCGCCCCGCCAGAUCGUCGGGAUCGUCGAGAUCCCGUGAGUGAUUCCAAAGAUUCCGCCACCACCUGGGUGGACGUUCUGGGCGAUGGCGGCGACGAGUUUCGCGGGGUCGUGCAAGCGGCUUGCGCAAUAGAGCUUUGAGAAAGAAUGUGUGCGAAUAUUUUUGUGAAUAUACCGAUACCAAAGGCUUCUUUUUCUCUUU
Messenger RNA from Selaginella moellendorffii, 1542 nucleotides. RefSeq names its product F-box/kelch-repeat protein At1g80440. The transcript has a single exon. Gene Ontology annotation, molecular function: protein binding. The coding region runs from base 279 to 1481 and encodes 400 amino acids. Gene Ontology annotation, biological process: negative regulation of cytokinin-activated signaling pathway; regulation of phenylpropanoid metabolic process. NCBI's taxonomy places the organism in Eukaryota, Viridiplantae, Streptophyta, Lycopodiopsida, Selaginellales, Selaginellaceae. The record is from RefSeq and is a predicted model, not a curated record.